UUUUUUUUUUUUUCCUGUUGAGCCCGCCGACGUUGCUGAUUUAGGUUGAUUUUUCAAAAUGUCCGAUUACGAGGAUGAGAUGGAUGUCGACGUCCCGGCACCCAAGAGCGCGAUUCAAUUCAGCUCCGACAACGCCAGCAAGAGAGCUAAGAGACCAGCUGCAGAUCUGCCAGUUGAAGCUCAAGAUAACCUACCAUGGGUGGAGAAGUAUCGGCCAAAUACUCUAGACGACGUGUCCGGACAUCAAGACAUCCUCGCUACUAUUAACAAAUUCAUCGAAGCAAAUCGAUUACCCCAUCUUCUGCUAUAUGGUCCUCCGGGUACCGGUAAAACAUCCACAAUCCUCGCGCUCGCAAGACGAAUCUAUGGCAGCAACAAUAUGCGACAAAUGGUGCUCGAACUCAAUGCUAGUGACGAUAGAGGUAUUGAUGUAGUGCGCGAGCAGAUUAAGACUUUUGCCAGCACAAAGCAAAUCUUUUCAAUGGCGGCCCCGUCGGCCUCCAGUGGCUCUUCACUAGCUUCGUUCAAGUUGAUUAUUCUUGACGAAGCUGAUGCGAUGACCUCGGCUGCCCAGAUGGCUUUACGGCGGAUCAUGGAACGAUAUACCGCGAAUACGAGAUUCUGUAUCAUCGCAAAUUAUACACACAAACUGUCACCGGCUCUGCUUUCACGGUGUACUCGCUUCCGCUUUAGUCCGCUGAAAGAGCAGGAUAUCCGGUCGCUGGUAGAUCAGGUGAUCGAAAAGGAGCAAAUCAAUAUCCAGCCAGAAGCCGUGAGUAGCUUAGUGAGGUUGAGCAAGGGUGACAUGCGUCGUGCAUUAAACGUGCUUCAAGCUUGCCAUGCGAGCAGCAAACCGCUGCCGAUGAAAAAUGCAAUGAAGGAUGAACCACAAUCCGAACCCGAGAUUAUCACGAACGAAACGAUUUAUGACUGCAUUGCUGCACCACAUCCAUCCGAUAUCCAGGAGAUCAUGACUACACUUCUUUCAACCAGCGAUAUCACAUCCUGUCUUAAUACUCUCAACACCCUGAAGGCGAACAAGGGUCUCGCCUUGGCCGACAUACUUUCAGCUCUGGCAGAACAGCUGCAACAGCUGGAAGUGCCGCCUCAGACAAGGAUCACUUGGCUAGAAGGUCUUGCGGAUAUUGAAUUCCGGCUUUCAGCGGGUGGAUCAGAGACCAUGCAGACCGGUGGGAUGGUGGGCGUGAUACGAAACGGGUGCGAGUUGAUGGACGCAAAAGCUCGGUGAUUCGAGCAUUUGGCGUUGGUAGAGAAGAAUAAAGUAUCUUGAACAGUUUUUGGGGGAACCACUUCCGAUGAAAGAGCCAACGGCUUUGUACUCUCGCAAUGCAUAAGCGGGUCAGCUUCGACAAUGCACCGCUCGCAAGACAAGUUCCCGAGCUACGGAGCACGCCAGCCGUCAUAGCAUUGGAGACGGUUGAUGGUGCAUCAUAGCCAGUAUUUCCGAGCAACGGAAGUCAAGGAACGCGAGGCAUGGCUCUCGAUCCACAGACUAGAUAGUUCAAAGAAUCUGGGCAGCCCGAAGCUUAUCUAGGCGCUCAUAAUAUACCCACACA
Messenger RNA from Aspergillus novofumigatus IBT 16806, 1577 nucleotides. RefSeq names its product replication factor C subunit 3. NCBI's taxonomy places the organism in Eukaryota, Fungi, Ascomycota, Eurotiomycetes, Eurotiales, Aspergillaceae. The coding region runs from base 59 to 1249 and encodes 396 amino acids. The record is from RefSeq and is a predicted model, not a curated record. Gene Ontology annotation, molecular function: DNA clamp loader activity; ATP hydrolysis activity; ATP binding. Gene Ontology annotation, biological process: DNA-templated DNA replication; DNA repair. Gene Ontology annotation, cellular component: Rad17 RFC-like complex; DNA replication factor C complex; nucleus. The transcript has 5 exons.